Silurus meridionalis is the source of this 1976-nucleotide messenger RNA. RefSeq names its product complement component 8, alpha polypeptide (gene c8a). The record is from RefSeq and is a predicted model, not a curated record. The coding region runs from base 85 to 1875 and encodes 596 amino acids. The transcript has 11 exons. NCBI's taxonomy places the organism in Eukaryota, Metazoa, Chordata, Actinopteri, Siluriformes, Siluridae. Gene Ontology annotation, cellular component: membrane attack complex. Gene Ontology annotation, biological process: immune response. Gene Ontology annotation, molecular function: protein binding.
UUAUUCACUCUGACUGACCGAUAUUGACUAGUGUCUUCAAAUCGCAUCUAGCUUUAUUUCUUUUGAAAUCCAUCUGUUUCAGCCAUGAGACAGCUUUUGUCUGCUUCUGGGCGAUGUUUUAUUUUGUUUCUGUUUUGCCAGAUUCUUGCUGAGUCUGCAGGAUUCUACUGGAGCUCACCUCAUAACAGGACUAAUGUCUUUCUGAGAAGAACUCGAGACGCUAGCUCACCCAUUCCCAUAGAAUGCAAGAUGAAGAGCUGGACGUCAUGGACGCCUUGUGAUUCCUGCACGGAGAAAUCGGUGCGUUUUCAGUAUGUGGAGCGCCACUCACAGUUCGGAGGCACACCAUGCGUGCUCAGUCAGUGGGAUGAGAAGCGCUGUCCAGUUCAGGGAGAAUGCGUGCCUCAGGAUAAGUGUGGAGACAUGUACGCAUGUCCUGAGACAGGCCGAUGCAUUGGUAAGCACCUUCUCUGCAACGGUGAUCGGGAUUGCGCACUCGGCAGUGACGAAGAUGACUGUGAGACGAUAAAAAGCCCAGAAACCAAGUGUACCAACAUGUUUCCCAUCCCAGGAGCAGAGAAAGCCAUACAGGGCUAUAAUGUUCUGGGAGACGUUUUUGUGAACCCUGUUCUGGACGCGAGAUACUUCGGAGGCAUCUGCGAAUACAUCUACAACGGAGAGUGGAGGGAACUGACGUACGACUCGCACUGCGAACAGCUUUACUAUAACGACGAUGAGAAAUACUUCAGGAAGCCGUAUAACUUCUUGUCAUAUCGGAUGUUGGCGCAUUCCCUCAGCCAGGGAGCAACAGAAGAAUACUCUGAUGCUGAGAGCUUAAUAACCGGCAAGCAAACAGAACAUUCCUCUAAUUUUGGGGUGACUGGCGGCGUGAUGUAUGUGGAAGUCGGAGUGUCUGCGAGUCAUGAAAAGAAUGUAACGGAAAAAUUGACAGAGUUCAAAAGCAAGGACGUGCAGCUUAUUCGUCUGGUGUCGACAGUGGAAACGGCGCAGUUUAAGAUGAAGAGCCGGGAUCUGAUGCUGCAUGAGGACAUGCUGAUGUCUCUCAUGGAGCUGCCUGAACAAUACAACUUCGGCGCUUACUCGAACUUCAUCAAGGAAUACGGCACUCAUUAUGUGACGGAAGGCGUAUUGGGAGGCAUUUUGGAUUACAUCGUAGUGAUCGACACACAGGUCAUGAAAAGAGAAAAAUUGGAGACCCGGGACGUCCGUAACUGCCUUGGCUUAUCUCUGGGCAUCUCGGGUAGCAUCACUCCGGGUUUAGAAGGAAAGUUUAAAGUGAGCCAUGAAGCAUGUAAACCUGUAGGAGCGUUUACAGGAGAAUUACAAGAAAAAAACCCAAUGAUCAGAGAUGCGUUCGGCUAUGUAAAAGGAGGCAUCACAGGCCCCAGCGCCGGUCAGUUAGCCGUCCAUGAUGCAGAUAGCUACAGGGCAUGGGGCAAAUCUCUUAAACACAACCCAGCUGUCAUUAAGUUUGAGGCUCUACCCAUAUAUGAGCUGGUGCGUUUCAGCACAGCGGCGUCUCAGGCUCGCACCCGGCUCCCGCACUUGAAACAGGCAUGGGCCGAGUACAUGCAGCAGUUCAACCCAUGCCACUGCGCCCCCUGCAGGAACAACGGCAUGCCGGUGCUCUCCAAGACGUCUUGCAGCUGCGUCUGUAAGGCCGGAUGUGAAGGCCUCGCCUGCGAGAAAACCGAACGCGAGGCUAUCCCUAUUCAUGGAGUGUGGAGCUGCUGGAGCUCCUGGUCCUCCUGCGUGUCUGGAACACAGAGACGAACUCGAGAGUGUAACAACCCUGCUCCGAAAUACAAUGGCUUCCAGUGUAGAGGAAACCCGUCGCAGACGAAGCGUUGCUGAAGUCAUUUUAGUGUGGAAGGCCUCUAUAAUCUGCUUGUAUCCUAUGGAGAGGUUUUGAUGGUUGAAUGGAUUUAAUAAUCAAUAAAAAGCUUUAUAUUGGA